CAUGGCUAAUAUGGCUAUUUAGUUAAUAUGGAGGCCAUGGAAGUAGAUGAAAACGCUCCCCAGCUAUACGUCCGCACGCCGGAGGAUGUAAAGGCAAUUGUGAAACAUGCCAAGUUGGACGAGAGGCAGCUCACCCAAGUUACUCAGGCACUGUAUUACCCCUCGGCAAAUAUUGUCGCCGACAAUCUGCGUCUGCUAGAGCUCGAUUCCCACAUGCUGCAUCACAUCCGCGAGGGUCAGACGCUCCACUUCAAGGGUGGCCUUAAUGAAAAGAUCGUGCUCUGCACUGACGAGCGGACGUACGAUGUUAAGGGCGCUGAGAUCUCCAACAGCUUGUUGCUCGUGCCGGAUUUAAAGUUUGGCGCUGCCACCAGCACAUCCCCACUUAAGAGCCCGCGCACAGGCAAUGCAAACGCUUCUCUGGAGCGAAGUCUCAACGACAGCACAGAAGAUGACCUGGAAGUGCCUCGUACUCUGGAGCAGCGUUCGGUCCUGGCCGUGUUCCAUGAAUACUUUGAGUGCCGCGAGAUCAAGCCCCGCUUCCGCAAACUGGGCGAGCUGCUUCAACUAACACGGUAUUCGGGGCCGGAGAACGAGUAUUGCAUUGAGCGGAAGGUCCUCUUCAGCUAUCAACAAUUGCUGGACACGGUCCAGUGCAGUAGGGCACAAUUUGAGGAGGGUCUACGGAACUUUCGCGCUUUGGAAUUCGAUGGUCAUAUACGCGUAUUGGAAUACGAGUACGAGUAUCGAAUAAUCAGUCUGAUGCUCGGUUUGAUCAGCGAAAACUCCUGGGCCCUGGACGAAGUGGAAAGGGGGGAAACAAUCAGCGCUUUGAAGGGCAUUGCACCAGAGCCUGUAGUGACUGGGCUCUUUGAUAUAUAUACCAUUCCCAGCGAGCGCUGUCCAGGCCAGUUCUCCUACCAGGAAUCCCUGGUCGCUCGGAUUGUCGCCCAGAACAUUCUGCAGCCGGGGCUGCGUUUCCGCAAUGAGGAAUUUAUGCGUUCCUGGCUGGAGGCCAUGCCCGAGGGCAUGUCCUGUGAAAUGCAAUAUCUACGUGGUCUGGGAAUCUGCGAUUCGGAGGGGGCACAGCCUUGUAUACGCUCGCUGGCCGAAGAGCGGCUUCCCACAAAUCUCAACGAUCGCAUGAGGGAUCUGUUCAAGACGAAACGAAAAUGGACCCUGGAGGAGAUGGAACCGUAUAUUGAGUGUUUCACAACUCCAACUCUGUCUGUUUCCACUUUGCUGGCCAAGAACGCGCGCUCUCUGACAGAGGCUGGCGUUAGAUACUACGUGUCGAAGCACUGAUGAACUUAUCCGGAACUUUAUUUGUAUAAUCCUUUGUGAAUCUUUUAAGUAAAAUAAUGUUGAUUUAGGCAUUUUU
Messenger RNA from Drosophila persimilis, 1381 nucleotides. Its product is annotated as sister chromatid cohesion protein DCC1. Gene Ontology annotation, biological process: mitotic sister chromatid cohesion; maintenance of mitotic sister chromatid cohesion. The transcript has 3 exons. The record is from RefSeq and is a predicted model, not a curated record. Gene Ontology annotation, cellular component: Ctf18 RFC-like complex; chromosome, centromeric region; nucleus. Bases 28 to 1305 code for a protein of 425 amino acids. NCBI's taxonomy places the organism in Eukaryota, Metazoa, Arthropoda, Insecta, Diptera, Drosophilidae.